Messenger RNA from Sycon ciliatum, 3654 nucleotides. RefSeq lists its product as uncharacterized. NCBI's taxonomy places the organism in Eukaryota, Metazoa, Porifera, Calcarea, Leucosolenida, Sycettidae. The transcript has 4 exons. Gene Ontology annotation, cellular component: cytosol. The coding region runs from base 316 to 3654 and encodes 1112 amino acids. The record is from RefSeq and is a predicted model, not a curated record. Gene Ontology annotation, molecular function: asparagine synthase (glutamine-hydrolyzing) activity.
GUAUCGGGUCUCACUGAGAGUUUGGCUUUUCCUUUGUCUGGCCUGGCUGGCAUCUAUUUGCAGUGUUCAAGAGAAUAAAAGAACUGACGACAACAGAGGCAGUAUCAGGAUCUUAGGAGUGUGAUCUGCUCGGCAGUCGAGUUCUAGUUGCCUCAGAGCGAUUGCAAGGAACCCUACAAAUUCAGUCGGCACAGUCAUUUUUCCUUUGUAGAAUAGUAGCCACUUGUGACUUGGAAAGAGGAAACGCUAUUUUGAAACUACAUGUAGCUCAGUUUGGACGGCCAGGAACGUCUGUGAAGUGAAGCAGCGGACACAAUGUGUGGAAUAUGGGCAUUGUUCGGGGAGUUUGGGGAUAUCUCUGAAAUCCACUGCCAAUGCAUGAAGCUGACACACCGCGGGCCAGAUGCAUGGCGACUGGAGCGCAUUGGUGGCCUGCCGAAGAGCUGCAUCGGCUUCCAUCGCCUGUCGAUCUGCAGCCCAUUGACCGGUAUGCAGCCUUUGCAGGUUACGCACUAUCCCCAGGUAUGGCUGCUCUACAACGGUGAGAUCUACAAUGCCCCCGACCUGGUCAAAGAGUACGAUUUACCCUGGGAGCGUGGCGUAGAUGGUGAAGUCAUCAUUCAUUUGUACAAGAAGUUUGGAUUCGAGAAGAUGGUCACGUUGCUGGAUGGUGUGUUUGCAUGCACUGUCAUCGAUGUAGAGAACAGAUUUGUUGGUGUGGUGCGUGAUCUGUUUGGUGUACGCCCGCUGUUCCACAUCAUGGACGAGGAACGUGGCGUCCUGGCUCUGAGUUCUGAGGCCAAGGGACUGGCGGAUAUGAAGAAGAUCGGAAGUCAGGCAAAGUGGUUCCCACCUGGUCACUUUCGCACUUUCCGCAUUGAAACCGACACGGAGCGUGUAGUCCCGUCUUGCGACUACACACGGUACAACGAAAUUGGCGGCCUGGACUACACCCGCAUUCCUCGUGUUACACUGCAAGACGGAGAUAUUUUGGGCAACAUCCGGGCACUGCUCAAGGACGCCGUAAAGAAGCGGCUGAUGGCCGAUCGUCGUAUUGGAUGCAUGUUAUCCGGUGGCCUGGAUUCCAGUCUGGUGACAGCAUUGAUGGUAGAAUGUGCUAAGGAGCAAGGUCUGUCCUACCCCAUACAGACAUUCUCUAUUGGUAUGGAAGGUAGUCCGGAUGUACUCGCCGCAAGGAAAGUAGCUGCUCAUCUCGGCACGGAGCAUCACGAAGUGCGAUUCACACCGCAGGAAGGCUGCGAGGCAGUGCGCGAAGUUGUGCGCCACCUAGAGAGCUACGACAUAACGACAGUUCGGGCAUCGGUGGGAAUGUACCUGGUGAGCAAGUACAUCAAAGACAAUACGGACACGACGGUCGUCUUCAGCGGGGAGGGUGCAGACGAACUUUGCCAGGGUUACAUCUACUUCCACAAGGCACCAUCGGCGGACGAGGCUGACGUGGAGUCUCGCCGACUUCUGCAAGAUCUCUACAUGUACGAUGUACUGCGGAGUGAUAGGACCACAUCAGCGCACAGCCUGGAAGUCCGCGUUCCCUUCCUCGAUCGUUACUUUACUUCUUAUAUCCUGUCACUGGACAAGGCAGCUCGGCAACCCAUUGAGAAUAUCGAGAAGCAUCUACUUCGCACGGCGUUUACCAACACUGGCCUGCUACCUGAGGAAAUUCUGUGGCGACCCAAGGAGGCAUUCAGCGAUGGCGUGUCAUCAACGAAGAAGGGCCAGUCUUGGUUUGAGCUUCUCCAAGCCUUUGUCGAGGAAAGGGUGUCAGAUAGCGACAUGGCUCAGGCGAAGGCUACCUACCCGGUCAACAAACCGUUAACCAAGGAGGCAUUCUACUAUCGCCAUCUGUUCGAGGAGCACUACAGUGGGCUGGAGCACUUCAUACCAUACUUCUGGAUGCCUCGCUGGACAAACGCCACUGAUCCAUCAGCGCGUACACUGACACAUUACAAGGAAUAUGAAGCAGCGGACACAAUGUGCGGAAUAUGGGCAUUGUUCGGGGAGUUUGGGGAUACCUCUGAAAUUCACUGCCAUUUCAUGAAGCUGACACACCGCGGGCCAGAUGCAUGGCGACUGGAGUGCAUUGGUGGCCUGCCGAAGAGCUGCAUAGGCUUCCAUCGCCUGUCGAUUUGCAGCCCAUUGACCGGUAUGCAGCCUUUGCAGGUUACCCACUAUCCCCAGGUAUGGCUGCUCUACAACGGUGAGAUCUACAAUGCCCCCGACCUGGUCAAAGAGUACGAUUUACCCUGGGAGCGUGCUGUAGAUGGUGAAGUCAUCAUUCAUUUGUACAAGAGGUUUGGAUUUGAGAAGAUGGUCACGUUGCUGGAUGGUGUGUUUGCAUGCACCGUCAUCGAUGUAGAGAACAGAUUUGUUGGUGUGGUGCGUGAUCUGUUUGGUGUACGCCCGCUGUUCCACAUCAUGGACGAAGAACGUGGCGUCCUGGCUCUGAGUUCCGAGGCCAAGGGGCUAGUAGAUAUGAAGAAGAUCGGAAGUCAGGCAAAGUGGUUCCCGCCUGGUCACUUUCGCACUUUCCGCGUUGAAACCGACACGGAGCGUGUAGUCCCGACUUGCGACUACACACGCUACAACGAAAUUGGUGGCCUGGACUACACUCGCAUUCCUCGUGUUAUACUGCAAGACGGAGAUAUUUUGGGUAACAUCCGGGCACUGCUCAAGGACGCCGUGAAGAAACGCCUGAUGGCCGAUCGUCGUAUUGGAUGCAUGUUAUCCGGUGGCCUGGAUUCCAGUCUGGUGACAGCAUUGAUGGUAGAAUGUGCUAAGGAGCAAGGUCUGACCUACCCCAUACAAACAUUCUCUAUUGGUAUGGAAGGUAGUCCGGAUGUACUCGCCGCAAGGAAAGUAGCUGCUCAUCUCGGCACGGAGCAUCACGAAGUGCGAUUCACACCGCAGGAGGGCUGCGAGGCCAUACACGAAAUUGUGCGCAACCUGGAGAGCUACGACAUCCAGACAGUGAGAGGGGCUGUUGGACUGCACCUUGUGAGCAAGUACAUCAAGAAUGAUACGGACACGCCGGUCAUAUUCACCGGAGAGGGCAGUGAUGAACUUUGCCAGGGUUACAUCUACUUCCACAAGGCACCAUCGGCGGAAGAGGCUGACAUGGAGUCCCGUCGACUUCUACAAGAUCUCUACAUGUACGAUGUAUUGCGUAGUGACAGGGCAAUCUCAGCACACAGCCUGGAAGUCCGCGUUCCUUUCCUCGAUCGUUACUUUACUUCUUAUAUUCUUUCACUGGACAAGGCAGCUCGGCAGCCCAUUGAAAAUAUUGAGAAACAUCUACUUCGCAAGGCAUUUUCCAACACUGGGCUGCUACCGGAAGAGAUCCUGUGGCGACCGAAGGAGGCAUUCAACGAUGGUGUGUCAUCGGCGAAGAAAGGCCAAUCGUUAUAUGAGCUCCUCCAAGCCUUUGCUGAGGAAAGGGUGUCAGAUAGCGACAUGGCUCAGGCGAAGGCUACCUACCCGUUCAACGCCCCGUUAACCAAGGAGGCAUUCUACUAUCGCCAUUUGUUCGAGGAGCACUACAGUGGGCUGGAGCACUUCAUACCAUACUUCUGGAUGCCUCGCUGGACAAACGCCACUGAUCCAUCAGCGCGUACACUGACACAUUACAAAGAAUAG